AUGCACACUUUCCGAUCCCCACAAAAAAUCCGCUUCACGCAUGAAAAUAUUGACAAUAAUAAAAUAGCAGAAGACGUUUAUACAUUACACGGAGAAGACGAAUUGCCAUUGUGUUUAUGUCCCAAACGUGGAUAUAUUGGUAUAACAACAACAAUUCUGUUUCCUUGUAGCAAUAGGUUCAGAACUGUUGAUUCAUGUAAUGGAACUUUCUGUUUGAAGACUAAAAAUGGUUUGACUCUAUGGAACCCUUCAAUCAGACGCAAAGUAAGAGUGCCUGAAUGUCCUCGGAGUUCUGAACUCGCUUUGGGAGGUAUUGGGUUUGGAUUUGACCCAAUCAGUGAUGAUUACAAAAUUGUUUGGAUAUCAUAUGAAAAAGACACUUCAUUUGUUUAUGCAGUGAAGACGGGCACUUGGUGUGAAGUUGCUUCCCCUAAACCAGUUUACUUCUGUGUUAUAUGA
This is a messenger RNA of Lactuca sativa (garden lettuce), 459 nucleotides long. RefSeq names its product F-box/kelch-repeat protein At3g06240. NCBI's taxonomy places the organism in Eukaryota, Viridiplantae, Streptophyta, Magnoliopsida, Asterales, Asteraceae. The record is from RefSeq and is a predicted model, not a curated record.